Molecule: messenger RNA, 2466 nt
Organism: Melitaea cinxia (Glanville fritillary)
Lineage: Eukaryota; Metazoa; Arthropoda; Insecta; Lepidoptera; Nymphalidae
Gene: Kap-alpha3
Product: importin subunit alpha-4
Exons: 6
Coding region: 265-1809 (514 amino acids)
Biological process (GO): NLS-bearing protein import into nucleus
Cellular component (GO): nucleus; nucleoplasm; cytoplasm
Molecular function (GO): protein binding; nuclear import signal receptor activity
Source: RefSeq, a predicted model, not a curated record
AAUUAACCAUAGACAAAAUCUAAAAGCAAAAUGAAAAAUGAGAUGUCUGCGGCAUAAAAAAAAAAAAAGAUUUAAUAAGAUUGCAAGGAAACGGACGGUUUCUUUUUGUAGAAUAUUCUAUGGAGAGGUUAAUGUAUCAGUAACACCUAUAGUGUUGUUAAAACAUGUUUGAUUAGUUCUCUACUUUAUUGUUUUAAAUUGUUUCUUUAUUUCAUUGUGUACUACGUUUAAUCAUUUGGCCACCACGACUACGACCAUAAUAAAAUGGCGACUGACCAAAUGAAACACCGCAUGCAUGUUUUCAAGAAUACGGGCAAAGAUGUUGAUGAAAUGCGCAGGCGAAGGAACGAAGUGACAGUUGAAUUAAGAAAGAAUAAAAGAGAAGAAACGUUACAAAAACGACGAAAUGUACCCGUCAGCUAUUCGACAGACGAGGAUGACAUCGAUAGGACCCUGGCAUCGACGGAUUUGCAGGAGUUGGUUAUGAAGGCAGCUAACGUAGAAGACCCCGUAGCGCAGUUGGCAGCAGUUCAGCAAUGCAGGAAACUUUUGUCUUCCGACAAGAAUCCACCUAUAGACGAAUUGAUAAAGACUGGAAUACUACCAAUACUCGUUCAGUGCCUUUCAAGGGCAGACAAUCCUACGCUACAAUUCGAAGCCGCUUGGGCUCUCACAAACAUCGCGUCUGGGACGUCUGCACAGACCAAUAAAGUCGUUCACGCGGGUGCGGUGCCUCUCUUCCUCCAGUUGCUAAUGUCCCCUCACGAGAAUGUGUGCGAACAGGCUGUGUGGGCUCUCGGUAACAUCAUAGGUGAUGGGCCAGUACUGCGAGACUUUGUCGUUGAGUUAGGAGUGGUCAAGCCUCUGCUAAGCUUCAUAAAGCCAGACAUCCCUAUCACCUUUCUUCGUAACGUCACGUGGGUGAUUGUAAACCUGUGUAGGAGUAAGGAUCCACCCCCACCUGUUAAGACGAUUCAGGAAAUAUUGCCGGCUCUCAACAUGCUAAUCACACACACGGAUACCAAUAUCUUAGUAGACACAGUAUGGGCAAUUAGUUAUUUAACGGACGGUGGUAAUGAACAAAUUCAAAUGGUCAUUGAUUCUGGUAUAGUGCCAAAAUUGAUACCACUUUUAUCCCACAAGGAGGUUAAGACGCAAACGGCCGCCCUUAGGGCCGUGGGCAAUAUAGUAACAGGAACUGAUGAACAGACUCAAGUUGUGCUCAAUUUUGAUGCAUUAUCUCACUUCCCAGCGUUAUUGUCACAUCCGAAAGAGAAGAUCUGCAAGGAGGCAGUGUGGUUCCUGUCGAACAUAACGGCAGGCAACAAACAGCAGGUUCAGGCGGUGAUUGAUGCUGGCCUCCUCCCCAAGAUUGUUGAGAACCUGAGUAAGGGAGAAUUCCAGACACAAAAGGAGGCUGCAUGGGCCGUCUCCAACCUCAGCAUCAGCGGUUCCAAGGAGCAGGUGGCUGAACUCAUCCGUUGUGGAGUCAUCCCACCCUUCUGCAACUUGCUCUCCUGCAAAGACACGCAGGUCAUCAAUGUGGUACUGGACGGUCUUAGCAACAUGCUGAAGAUGGCCGGCGACGGCGCGGAGCAGGUCGCCACCAUGAUCGAGGAGUGCGGAGGCAUCGACAAGAUAGAGGAGCUCCAGGGCCACGAGAAGAUAGAGAUCUACAAGAUGGCCUACGACAUCAUUGAGCAGUACUUUGCAGCGGAGGAGGAGGAUGCGACACUGGUGCCGGCGGCCGCGGAGCAGGCGUUCGCUUUCGAGCCCGCGCCCGCCGCGCACGACGCCUUCCGCUUCUGAGCGCCCGCCCGCCGCCCGCCCCGCCCCCCGCCCCCGCCCUCGACCGAGCGGCCUCCGGUGACAUCCACUAUGAACUCCACCUGUAUCUACAACUGACGCGAUGAAGCCGCUCGAAAGAACAAAAGUCGGUCGGCCUCUUACUCGUCUGCGGCCUGCGUUCCGGAGUGGCGGCGGCGCGCGAACGUUGAAACUACGUUGGACUGACGUCCGUCGCGCCGUACCUUUAUGUUGGUAUUCAUUAAAUAGGGAUAGUCCUCUCCGAAACACGCGGGUCUCCAGCUGUGUCCGCGGCUAGCAACCGACCUCACUGUCUAGUUACACGUAAUCGAUCGUUGUUCUUUCUUUGAUCGAGCCGAAGGUCCGGAGGCGCGGGUGCUACGACUCUAUUGUGAUGUUUGAAAAUGUUUCAUUUUUGUUUUUCGAUUUCGUAACUUAUAUAAUAGAGGAGAACGAGAAGUGGAUAGCUUUAAAGUUAAGUGCCGCGUACGCGAGUGUACUCCGCUUACCGAAGAUAUGCUUUUGAUAUAACAUAGUAUUUAUGUUUCGAAUUUUAACCCGGAAGGCGACCGUCGGCGGUCGCGUAUUAUAGUUGUGGAAUUAUGUUCUGACAUUGAACCCAUUUGUAAACUAUGUAUCAAUAAAUUCUGUCCAAUAUUA